AUGUUACCAGAAGGCUUUACGACAAUCAGACUCGAAAACCACAAUGAUUCCAAAAUACGACGAUCUGUUCUUGACCGUACUGAAAGGGAAUAUGAUCGAGUUCUCGAGUACUUUGAUAUCUUUGUCGAAAAUCACGCAGGCGCUGUUUCGCCGCCAGAUAUCCGGACUUAUAAAGGUUUUAUGGAAUUCCUAGGGAGGAAUUUAAAAGGGCGCCUUAGUAAAGGCGGGACUCCAGUUUUGAGUACCCUUGACGGAAUGAGGAGAGAUCUGGACGCAGGCCUUGCCCGCCGGCGGGACUAUCAUGUUCCAGAACAUUGGAUGAAGAAGGAUCUCAAGCGACUAUUGAAUAUACCUGAUAUCCAAAUGUCAAGAGAUGGGUUCUCUCGGAACGAUCUCAGAAUUGUCCAAAGGUACCUGUGGUGCCAGGACUCUUAUGAGUACCGUGGCGUGUACCCAGAGAGGUCUAGAGUGGAACUCAGCAUAUCUAUGCUGCUGUACUGUUUUACAUCGGCUAGGACAGGUGAGGUAUACGAGUCUACAGCUCGUCGAAGUUUGGCCCGGGAGUAUGACGGUUCCGAAGUAGAAAAGAAUUUACGCGCAGCUGUCAUGGCAGCAUGCUACAAGCACUUUCACCUUAGUAUCGAGUGGGUUGGAGGUGAAGUCAUGCUUGUUCUCAACUACGACCGAGACUAUUUGAAAGGGUUCUGGAGAAAGCAGCAAUCUGACCUCCCAGUACACGGCUUCUAUGAGAAAUAUACAGAAGAGAUCCCGCUUUUACUGAACCUUCUAACAUUUUUCCUUCCUUUGGCCUCAGCUGACCAGGCCUUCCGUGACUAUAAGUCCGCGGAUGAGAUCUUGGACAGAGUAGACUUACUAGAUGCUACUCUCCAAGAAGGGGAUCAAAAGUCUAUUGAUACUAUCCAUUUCAAGCCGCAUAUAUUGAACAUGCCGGUUUUUCGCCCACGCGAUGAGCAAAAUAUCGCGGACUCGACUGGGAGAUCAAGAGGAGCCGAUGCCUUUGGUAAAAUGUUUGCGGCGCUUGGUCACCGAGCAGGCUAUCCGGAUAAUAUAACUGUCCGGGCAUGUCGCCGAUCAGCACUUAUGGAGGCUGACAAGUAUCACUCAGAAACAGCGCGUAUGAAGUUCUCUGGACAAUCAAGGCGAGAUACUUUCGGAAAGUCCUACGCUCAUCGAGUUGUUGAGGUAGAUGGGGCGGCUUCCUUUCUUGGAAUAAAAAGCCGACGUGAUCACAUUGAGAACAACCGCAGUAUGGGUGCUCGUCGUAACCCUCAGCUUUACCAGUCCUUGCCGGCUAAAGAACAAAUUAAGUUCCAAAACCGUGAGGACAUUGUUCGACUUGAUACCGAAAUACAAGCAUUAAAGAAACAGGUAACAGGGUUGAAUGACGAGGAUGUUAAGUCCCUUCACCGGCAGCGGCGUCAUCUCGAAACACAACGACAGCGGCUCUACAAGGAUGAAUUAGCCCGCCUACGACUAGAUCAACCUCGCCGGCCAGAAUUGACAGCCGAUAACGUUAAACAAACAACUUUUUACUACACGCGAAAAGUUAUGCCAGAGCGUGAUUUGCUAGCGGAAAUUCUCCCUCACACCGCCGAGUUACGCAGUCCCACUGGACGCAUGGCACUCCGUGCCCUGGAGGCCAUCUGCUCUCAAAUGGGUACUGUUUAUUACCUAUCAAGCAUUGCACCCGUGGAUGGGAAGUGUCUCUGUGAUGAACCUAUUGAAAAAUAUCACCCCCACCGACGGUGGUUGCAUCUGUAUCGCUGCUAUGCGAAAAAGCUUGCCGCGAUGGGUAAUGACAACUUUGCGGAACUUUGUGUCGACUGCGAUCUAUGGUAUAACGACAUUGAAAAGUGGACCAGGCAUUGCGAAGAACAUCUCGGUGACAGUUCUACGUUGCUUCGUUGCGACCCAAUUGUGUUUCGUAAUGCUCCUGUUAAAGCUGGUCUCUGUCCAUUCUGCCUGGGAGAGGAGAUUAUGGGCCCUCGUAAACGGAUGACACAGUAUCUUGAUCGCAGCGAUUGGUAUAACCAUAUCCAGUCGCAUCUCAGCCACAAAGCCCUGUUAGGGAUGUUUCACUGUCGUCAUCCCGCUUGCCAGGAAGACUUUCAAAGCCUGGCAGAUCUGGAAAGCCACCUCCGUGAUGUACACUGUUAUAACCCCCCACGCGGGAUGAAACGAGCCAUGCGGUCCAGCAAGUAG
Messenger RNA from Aspergillus pseudonomiae, 2223 nucleotides. RefSeq lists its product as uncharacterized. NCBI's taxonomy places the organism in Eukaryota, Fungi, Ascomycota, Eurotiomycetes, Eurotiales, Aspergillaceae. Bases 1 to 2223 code for a protein of 740 amino acids. The transcript has 6 exons. The record is from RefSeq and is a predicted model, not a curated record.